AAAUUCAAGAGAAUAAAGUCAUGGUAUUAUGAGGGGAGAAAAUGACAUUUUAGCAGCAUAAAGUUGAAAUAUAGUAAGAUGAUAAACUAGCAAAACUCACAAUACAUUCACUGUAUUUGAAAAUUAGGUUGGCAAAAUUGUAGUUAGUAGUUGAAGUAUGAAGUCAACUAUGGGGAAAAAAGUGGUGAUAUUAUGAGGAAAUAAUAUGGUGUAUAUAUAUAUAUAUAUAUAUACAUACAGUAAACCUCAGAUAUAUCGGAUUCAAUUGUUCCCAUUGGUUUUGUCCGAUAUAAGCGAAAUCCGUUAUAUGCGUAUACCGGAAAAUGUCCGUUUUACGCAUAUAUCGGAUUUAUAUCCGGUAUAUGCGUAAAUCGGAUUUUAUCCGUUAUAAAAAGGCACUUCCUUGACUAUGUUUCCAAUGACUGGGCAAUGAAAAGAGACGUAAGGUAAUGAGAAUUUAACUUUAUUGGACUCUGAGCAUAACAAAUUGUUAAUUAAGCUAGGCCCUGUUACGCCCGUCAGGCCUACGUUAUUUCCAAUAGUGAGGUUAAGAUCUCAUUCACUGCUGUGCUAGUACUAUUGACGUCACUUUUAUAUUUGUCCUAAAUCUGGAGCCAGGAGAAAGACAAUAGCCAGUGACAUCAACAAGAUUAGCAUAACGAUGCGGCCAUCCGAUAUAUGCGAGGGAAAUUUAAUGGAAAUGCAUUGGAACGGGACUGGAGAUUUUGUCCGAAAUAGGCGAAAUCCGUUAUAAAAAAUCCGAUAUAUGCAAUGAAUUUUUAUUGGAAAUGCAUUACAGAAAAAUCGGUUCUUUUUUAUCUGUCCGUUGUGAGCGAAUUUCCGAUAUAUCCGAGUCCGAUAUAUCCGAGGUUUACUGUAUAUGGCAUGGUGAAAUAAACACAAAUACUUUUUGGAAGUUGGAAUAUUAGGAGAGACAAACCAAAACUAAAGUCUCUUCAUAUUUAGAGAAUAAAGUGAUGAUAUUAGCAGGAAAAGGUCUUUCUAACAGCUUCAUGUUGACAUAUUAAAGAAGAAUACUUUUAAAUGAGUUGUAAAGGUUUGGACACCCCUGGCCUCCAUAAAACUCUCAAUAACCUCAGGGCAGCUUAGCUAGCGUGUGUUCACGUGCGUCUAGCUGCUGGAUAACACUGGUGGGGGAGGGGUGUGUUGGUCGUGGCCACAGCAGGGGGUGUUGAAACAGGUCAGUGUGUGUGUGUGUGGAAUGUGUAGGGUCCGGCGGAACAGCGGCUGGCCAUGUGUUCCUGUGCAGCCUGGCCGCCUGGAGCCCACCAGCACAUCCCAGGCAGGAAAUGAGCAACACACACUCACACUCACACACACACACACACACACACACACACACUCCUCCCUCUUUUGAAAGUACUUUGGCCAAGCGUUCAGAUCAUUUGGACUUGUCUUGAUUGUGGAUCACUAUGCUGGAUUUCACGUCACGUCCAUGGACUCCCAGCAAGUGGACCCGUUCUGAACAUCCUCUUAUCCUCUUCCUGUUUCGGCAAGCAGCUGGGGGGCCGGCGAGGCUGUGAAUGCAUCACGUUGGAGCCGUCAGAAAUGAUCGUGGUGGACAACAGCGGCGAGGGUGACGACGGCUCCCUGCUAAGGGACGGUUCGCAGCGGCGCUCCCGCCGCCGCUUCAGAAGGAUCAACCCCAGGGGGGAGCGGGAACUCAUCACAGAUGGACAGGAACCGCCCGGGUACAAGCAGCUUCCUGCCGACCUCAAUAAGAUGCACCUGACAGACCACGCCCACCAGCAGGUGAUGCACGUGCCCCCCAGCCAGUCGGGCUGCAGCAUCGCCAGCGACUCGGGGAGCAGCAGCCUGUCGGACAUCUACCAGGCUACAGAGAGCGAGCUGGGUGACGUGGACCUGUCCGGUCUUCCCGAGGCCCCCGUGGACAGCGAGGAGGAAGAAGAGGAGGACGAGGACCUGGAGAGAGCCUCAGACGCGCUCCUCAGCCGGGACCUGGUCCGGGAGUGCCUGGAGAAAGACCCGGCCGACCGUAACGACGACGACAUCGAGCAACUCCUGGAGUUCAUGCACCAGCUGCCGGCCUUCGCCAACAUGACCAUGUUGGUGCGACGCGAGCUGUGCGGCGUGAUGGUGUUUGAGGUGGUGGAGCAGGCCGCCACCAUCAUUCUCCACGACAAGCAGGAGCUGGACCUCUGGUACGUCAUCUUGAACGGGGCGGUGGAGAUCAGCCACCUGGAGGGCAGAGUGGAGACUCUCUGUAUGGGCAACAGCUUUGGCAUCUCGCCCUCCCUGGACAAGCAGCACAUGAACGGAGAAGUCCGCACCAAAGGGGACGACUGCCAGUUCGUGUGCGUGGCCCAGGAGGACUACUGGCGCAUCCUCAACCACGUGGAGAAGAACACGCACAAGGUGGAGGAGGAGGGCGAGAUCGUGAUGGUGAAGGAGCACCGCGAGCUGGACCGCAGCGGCACCAGGAAGGGACACAUCGUCAUCAAGGGAACCCCCGAGCGUCUCAUCAUGCACCUGGUGGAGGAGCCAUCGGUGGUGGAUCCCACCUACAUCGAGGACUUCCUGCUCACGUACCGCACCUUCCUGUCCAGUCCCAUGCAGGUGGGCAGGAAGCUGCUGGAAUGGUUCCAGAUGGACAUCCUGAGGGACACGGUGACGCGCAUCGUGCUGCUGUGGGUCAACAACCACUUCAACGACUUCGAGGGCGACACGGCCAUGACCCGCUUCCUGGAGGACUUUGAGAAGCUGCUGGAAAGCACGAAAAUGAAAGGCCAUUUGAGGCUGCUGAACAUCGCGUGCGCGGCCAAGGCCAAGUGGCGGCAGAUCACGCUGCAGAAGGCGUCCCGGGAGGCGCCGCUCUACUUCAGCGUGCAGGGCGGCAGCGAGCGGGGCUUCGGCAUCUUCGUGGCGUCGGUGGAGGAGGGGAGCAAGGCUGCCGAGGCGGGACUCAAGCGGGGAGACCAGAUUAUGGAGAUCAACGGGCAGAACUUUGAGAACAUUUCCUUCUCCAAAGCCGUGGACAUCAUGAGGAACAACACGCACUUGUCCCUCACGGUGAAGACCAACAUCUUUGUCUUCAAGGAGCUCCUCAGCAGGAUCGUGCACGAGAAGAAGAAUGGCGGCCCGCACAUUCCCAAAAUCCAGGAAAAGAAGGGCAACCGCUUCUCUAUCCCGGACCUGCCCGGCGACAUGGAGUUCCCCACCGACCACAAGGCCACCAGGAAGAUGAAGGCCAACACCGUGUCGGGGGGGCGCAACAAGAUCAGGAAGAUGCUGGAGAAGACGCGCUUCAGUAUCCUGCCGCCCAAACCCUUCAGGGGCCUCUUUGGCGACGGAGGCUUGGGUCAGUCCCAGGACGACAGCAUCGUGGGUACCAAGCAGUGUCGCCACAGCGUGGCCAUCAUGCCCAUCCCUGGAAAUCUGUCAUCCAGCAGCCCAGACCUUCUCCAGCCGGCCUCCAGCAUCCUGGACUUCUCCAACCCUGCAGCGCUGGGACUCUACUACAUCCCGGACCAGGUGAUCCGCGUGUUCAAGGCCGACCAGCAGAGCUGCUACAUCAUCAUCAGCAAGGACACCACCGCCAAGGACGUGGUGGCCCACACCGUCCACGAGUUCGGCCUCCUGCCGGGCUCCGACACCUACUCCCUUUGCGAGGUGUCCGUCAGCCCUGAGGGCGUCAUCAAGCAGCGCCGCCUUCCCGACCAGCUCUCCAAACUGGCCGACCGCAUCCAGCUCAACGGCAGGUACUACCUGAAAAACAACAUGGAGACGGAGACGUUGUGCUCGGACGAGGAUGCUCAGGACCUGCUGCGGGAGAGUCAGAUCUCUCUGCUGCAGCUCAGCACCAUGGAGGUCGCCGCCCAGCUCUCCAUGAGGGACUUUGAGCUCUUCAGGAACAUUGAGUCCACCGAGUACGUAGACGACUUGUUCAAGCUGGACGUGUCGGCGGGGAGCGGCAAUCUCAAGCAGUUUGAGGAGGUGAUCAACCAGGAGACCUUCUGGGUGGCCACGGAGAUCCUGAAGGAGCCCAACGCCCUGAAGAGGAUGAAGACCAUCAAGCAUUUCAUCAAGAUCGCCCUGCAUUGCCGGGAGUGCAAGAACUUCAACUCCAUGUUCGCCAUCAUCAGCGGCCUGAACCUGGCCCCCGUGGCGCGGCUGCGGAGCUCGUGGGAGAAGCUGCCCAGCAAGUACGACAAGCUGUUCGGCGACCUGCAGGACGUCUUUGACCCGUCUCGGAACAUGGCCAAGUACCGCAACGUCCUGAGCGGCCAGAGCAUGCAGCCGCCCAUCAUCCCGCUCUUCCCCGUGGUCAAGAAGGACCUCACCUUUCUCCAUGAAGGCAACGACUCCACCGUGGACGGCCUGGUCAACUUCGAGAAGCUGAGGAUGAUCGCCAAGGAGAUCCGACAUGUGGUGAGGAUGACGUCGGCCAACAUGGACCCCGCCCUCAUGUUCCGACAGAGGAAGAAGAGGUGGAAGAGUUUAGGGUCUCUGAGCCAAGGCAGCACCAACUCCAACAUGCUGGACGUGCAGGGCGGCGCCCACAAGAAGCGCAUCCGCCGCAGCUCGCUGCUUAACGCCAAGAAGCUCUACGAGGACGCCCAGAUGGCCCGCAAGGUCAAGCAGUACCUGUCCAACCUGGCGGUGGAGACGGACGAGGACAAGCACCAGAUCAUGUCCCUGCAGUGCGAGCCCACCUACACCACCAUUUCCAAGAACCUGAGUGACAGGCGGUCUGCCAAGUCGGACAUGUCUCCUGUGUCCCUGCGGUCGGCGCUGCCCUCGGGGAAGACCCAGAACAGGGUUUCACAAGUCCUCCAGGUGCAGGUCCCUCUGAACCCCCUGAGGAAGAAGAGUACCGCCAAAGACGUGGGCCCCCCCAACUCCAGUUCCCCCCUGGGUGGGAAGAAGCCCCCAGUGAGCUCGGCAGACGAGUGGAGCUCCAAGAGACCUUCGGACGACACCGUCUCCACCGUCUCCUCCCUGCAUUCCAGCCCGACCGCGUCACCGCAGGGCUCGCCCCGCAAAGUGGGGGGCGUGGUCAAAGUACAGCCCACCGGCCAGAUGAACCUGUCGGGUUCCUCCUCGUCGUUGACCAGCGAGGCCAGCACCAAGGCCAGCACCGUCAGCCUGCGGAGCUACGGCAUAGGCUACGCCGUGCUGCCCCCCGGCAAAGCAGACAACUUGUCCGACUCCAGCCACAGCGAGAUCUCGUCACGCUCCAGCAUCUGCUCCGUUGACUCGGUGCCCGCUCCCGGCCACGACGAGCGCUGCAGCAACAGCCUCGGCGUCAGAACGAGCGCCGCCACCGCCGCCGUGUCUGUCGGCACCCCGACCCCCGAGAGCGUGGCGGCGAUGCACUUGAAUGUGGACUACAGCCAACCCAGCACGAGCGCUUCGUCCGCGGGGUCUCGAGGCUACGCGACGCGGGCCUCCACCUUCACGCCGUCUCUCUCCACGGAGGAGCUGACCCCCGACCUCACCUCCCUGGACUCGGUGGCCGACAGCGGGCGCGGCAGCUGGACGUCCUGCUCCUCCAACUCCCACGACUCCUUCCAGAGCCUGCUGCCGUCUUCCUGCCGCCCCUGGGACCACGGCAUCCACGGACACCCGCUGGGCCUCCUCCCCCACCUGGGUGGCUUCAAACCCACGCAGCCGGCCGGCGUCGCCAUCGAGGCGGACGCCGCCGUCCGCGCCAACGUGGACUCCGGCUCAAAUGAGCUGGCCGGCCUGUCGCGGCAGAGCUGGGCCUCGUCCGGGUCGCUGUCGGACGCCUACGAGGGGAAUUACGGGACGGUCAAAAGGAGGGCGGCGGCGGAGCAGCCCUCGUUGUCCUCGGCAACCAAUGACGAGGGAGGACAGAGCACAGACCCCGCCUACAAAACGGUGACGUCGAGCACAGACAAGGGUCUGAUAGUUUACUGCAUCACGUCCCCCGCCAAGGAUGAGCGUUACCGAGCCCCUCCUCCCACCCCUCCAGGCUACCAGGGUCUGGCUCUGGGGGACCUCAAAGACUGCGUGGUGCUGGGGGCCACGCCACAUCCCAGGCCCCCCCACCUGAGGCCGCCAGACUACAGCGUGGCCAUGCAGAGGAGUAAACUCCUGCAGAGCCCCUCGGCCGCCGGCGGCCUGGCCGUGGCCCGGAGGCUCGGCGGGACCCCCGGGGGUCGCGACCGCGCCGGCACGCCUGCCGACCACCUCCCGGCACAGGAGACCACCGACAGCGAGGAGGAUGAACACGUAUCGGCUGUGUAGACGACCUGCGAUCAUGUGACCUGCCCGGCCUGAAAGACUCGUCUUAAAGACGAUUCACGUGGAGGAAUAAAGACCUGCUUUUUUCCUCAAAACGCCGCCGUUUGAUGCUAGCUAUGUUAGCUAGCCUCCUACCUCCCGGACCUUUUGGAACAAGCCUUUAUUUGGCCAAGAUUAGACCAUAAGGCUAAAAGGUGUUGUGUUUACAGUGUUGAUUGGACGAGAGCGCUAGCCCCGCCCAUUCCUGGCUGACCCCAUUGUUUGUCAUUCCAUGUUUGUAUAUUCCCAAGAGGACAAUUUGGGAUGAUGUGGACGUGUUGGUCCGUCUGCUUCCUUAGCGUCACUCACAAGACUUGAAGCACUAAUUUAAAUAUGAUAUCAGGGCGUAUGAUAUCAGGGCGUAUGAUAUCAGGGCGUAUGAUAUCAUCAUCAUGUAUUGAUGACAGACAGGAGGUGUCUGAAAAUGAAUAUUUUUAAAUAUAAAACAAUCAGAUAAAUGUUUUUGAUUUUUGCUAGCGCCUCAUCUACCUGUCAACUUGCUGCUGUCUGUGUGUGUGCGUGUGUGUGUGUGUGCGUGCGUGCAUGUGUGUCUGUGUGUGUGUGCGUGCGUGCGUGCGUGUCUAACAGAAAAGGGAAAGCAUACAGGUUUGUUUUUUUCAGGAAUGUUGAUUGACCCGCCAACCCCCUAGUGCUCCUAGACCCCCUAGACUUGUGGAUCUUCCCUCUUAGACUUUUCCCAACUUGUGUUUGGUGUCCUGGACCUUGUGGGUCAGUCACCCUGGACGGCUCCUUAGUCACGGAGGCCUGUCGUGGACUUCCACGUUGAGCCCUGAUUACGGGUGUCCUGGAACCAUCCAUGGUCUCCUAGAUCAUUCUGCCACCAAGACCCCUGGUGGUUCCUUUUGGCCCCUAUAGUGGGAGUCCUGAGCCUGUCGGGGGUCCUCAUGGCACCUAUUAAGGCCCCCUGUCAAGGACAUGUCAGUAUGAGUCUUGUGUAGGUGUGAAAGUGUUGUACAAAGCUUGUAAAAAGCAUUUUUCUGCCCUUCCGUUGUCCCGUGAGAUGUUGUUUCAUAAGACGAGUGAAUGCCGGCAGAAAUGCACAAGAAGCUUUUUAUUAUUUUUAAUGUGGCGCCACAAAAAGUUUUCAUGACUUAAAAGUGGCGCUCGCCUGGUUGCUGUUUUUUUAUGUCUUUUACAAAGACAAACUCCAUUAGGCUUUGUAUGUAUUUAGUUUUUUUUACCAGUGAUUGUACAUAGUUGCUGUUUUUAACACGUUGUUUAAAAAAGGAAGCAAAAAGGAGAAAAAGUCUACUGAUUGAUGAAUUAGAAUUAGGAAUGAAUAAAACCGCUCAACCCUUCCUGUGUUCUAUUUGUCUCCUCAUUGUUGAUUGACGGAUUAAAGGCAACUUCCUGUCUUGGUUGAUGGCCACAACAUUAGGUACGGCUUCACCAUGUCAUGGGCGCCAAAAUGAAAGCCUUUUUAUUUGUGGAAGCACCCAAAAAUGGCAUAAAAUGCCAGUGUUUGAAUUUGGCGAUUUUUGACAAAAAACGUAAGGGGUUAGUAUGUCGUUUUUUU
Doryrhamphus excisus (bluestripe pipefish) is the source of this 7825-nucleotide messenger RNA. RefSeq names its product Rap guanine nucleotide exchange factor (GEF) 6 (gene rapgef6). Gene Ontology annotation, molecular function: guanyl-nucleotide exchange factor activity; protein binding. The record is from RefSeq and is a predicted model, not a curated record. Gene Ontology annotation, biological process: small GTPase-mediated signal transduction. Lineage: Eukaryota; Metazoa; Chordata; Actinopteri; Syngnathiformes; Syngnathidae.